CUAACUUUUCCCAAUUCGCUCAUCACUUAGCGGUAACAUUUAUAUAUUAUCAUAUUUGUUUUUUUUUAUCCCUUAGAGCUGUUCCCGCAGCCAGAAUUAAAACGAUCCCAUAAUCCAGCGGUAGAAGGUGAUCACAUGACCCUGACAUGUGACACGAGCCUCAGUCGGCACAGACAGAGGACAGAACUGCAAUUUGCUUUCUAUAAAAAUAGACAGAAUAUUCUGAGAUUUGGUUUAUCUAACCAAUAUGGAGUCCAGUCUGCUCUGCUGAAGGAUUCUGGGAAUUAUUUUUGUGAAGUGAAAACAUCUACCACCAAUGUACUAAAGAGGAGUCCAAUGCUCCAUAUACAAAUACAAGGGAGACCAUCAAAAGAAGAUGGAAAAAAUCCAGAAGGGAACAUUCCCAAGAAUCAUUCCACCCCAAACAAACCAAAAGAAGAAGAUAAAAAUUCAGAAGGGGACCUUCCUCCGAGUUAUACCACCCCAAACAAACCAAAAGAAGAAGAUAAAAAUUCAGAAGGGGACCUUCCUCCGAGUUAUACCACCCCAAACAAACCAAAAGAAGAAGAUAAAAAUUCAGAAGGGGGCCUUCCUCCGAGUUAUACCACCCCAAACAAACCAAAAGAAGAAGAUAAAAAUUCAGAAGGGGGCCUUCCUCCGAGUUAUACCACCCCAAACAAACCAAAAGAAGAAGAUAAAAAUUCAGAAGGGGGCCUUCCUCCGAGUUAUACCACCCCAAACAAACCAACUGAAGAAGAUAACAGUUCAGAAGGGGAAAUUCCCAAGAAUUAUACCACCUCAAACAUUAUACGACUGGUGUUGUCUGGGUUCAUUGUAAUUGGGGUCGUUAUCGUUCUUUAUUGGCAUAUAAAAAUGUAUUGUAAAGAGGAGAGGAUCGCUGCUACUACCACCUUAUCACUAAGACCCUGUGGGCAGAGUGAAAUGCACUAG
Rana temporaria (common frog) is the source of this 951-nucleotide messenger RNA. RefSeq names its product sporozoite surface protein 2-like. NCBI's taxonomy places the organism in Eukaryota, Metazoa, Chordata, Amphibia, Anura, Ranidae. Bases 136 to 951 code for a protein of 271 amino acids. Gene Ontology annotation, molecular function: transmembrane signaling receptor activity. Gene Ontology annotation, biological process: cell surface receptor signaling pathway. The record is from RefSeq and is a predicted model, not a curated record. The transcript has 2 exons.